UGUUGUGUAGUUACUCCCAAGAGAGAGGCAACUACGAUUUCUUUCUCACUUCCUUCCGACACUUUUCAGCCUGCUAUUCCCCUUCCAUUUAUAUAUGUUCUAAGGUGAGUCAGUGUCAAAAGGACAUCAAGAUUUUUCGUCCAUUAUAAUUGCUAAAUUGUUGCAAUUUACAAUUAUCGCAAAAUGUUGCAUGUAAUAGCGAGACGAGUACGUUUACAGGCAAUAACAAUUGUUCCUUUACGAACGUACAGUGCAGAGGCUUCGAGUAUUAAUCAAUAUGCUGUGAAUACUAAUGUGCCAGGUCUCAGUGAAAAUGUCGUCAAAGUACCAAACACACGACCUGGUGCCUCCAAAAAUAAGGAGUACAAAAAUCCCGAAUAUUUCUGUUAUCAUGUGGAGUCAUUCGGAGAAGCUGAAGUAGAACUAGCAAAAUAUAGAUUACCAGUACCAUCUAAUAAGAAACCGUUCCAUAGGUAAAUAAAUCAAGAGAAAAAAAAAUUUUACAUGUAGCGAAAUAAAAAUAAUUAUAUAAAAUAACGAAAAAAUAAGGUAUAAAAUGAGAUGUGGUAAUGACAGACGCUAUGUACUCAAAAUUGUAUUAUACACUACAAAAAAAAAAAAAAA
Messenger RNA from Formica exsecta, 624 nucleotides. RefSeq lists its product as uncharacterized. NCBI's taxonomy places the organism in Eukaryota, Metazoa, Arthropoda, Insecta, Hymenoptera, Formicidae. The transcript has 3 exons. The coding region runs from base 184 to 477 and encodes 97 amino acids. The record is from RefSeq and is a predicted model, not a curated record. Gene Ontology annotation, cellular component: mitochondrion.